Messenger RNA from Cyprinodon tularosa, 5108 nucleotides. RefSeq names its product epsin-3-like. The transcript is spliced from 10 exons. The record is from RefSeq and is a predicted model, not a curated record. Gene Ontology annotation, cellular component: plasma membrane; clathrin vesicle coat; endosome. Gene Ontology annotation, biological process: endocytosis. The coding region runs from base 344 to 2845 and encodes 833 amino acids. Gene Ontology annotation, molecular function: clathrin binding; phospholipid binding. Lineage: Eukaryota; Metazoa; Chordata; Actinopteri; Cyprinodontiformes; Cyprinodontidae.
CCCAAACAGUAAUAAUAAUAAUAAUAAUAAUAGGAUACCUAAAUGAGAGUGGUGGUGGUGGAAGUGGGGGUAGGGGAUUGAGACGGGAAGGUCCUGAUAUCUGCGGAAGCGGAAACCGUUGCUUCGUGUCGCCUGCUGGAAGAUUCCUGAAUAUCUCUGCUACCUGGAUCUGGUUUCUCCCUCACUGACACCAUCCAGUAAAGACAGGAGGCAGAGAGAACAUCAGGAUGAAAGGUCACUGAUCUACAAUCUGCAAAGCAAGCCAUUAAACCCAACACUUCAACAACAGAGGCUGAAUUAAAACAAGCAGAGUUGGCUGCAUUCUUCACCUCCACUGGACAACAUGACGUCUUCAAUGCUUCGAAGACAGCUGAAGAACCUGGUCCAGAAUUACUCUGAGGCUGAGGUUAAGGUCAGAGAAGCAACGUCCAAUGAUCCAUGGGGUCCGUCCAGCUCUCAGAUGGCUGACAUCUCUGAUCUUACCUACAAUGCAGUGGCUUGCAAUGAGAUCAUGACAAUGCUGUGGAAACGGCUGAAGGAUGACAAGAACUGGAGACACAUCCAUAAGUCUCUGACUCUAUUGGAGUACCUCCUGAAGACAGGUGAUGAUCGCGUGAUGCUGAAAAUGAAAGAGAACAUCUACAUCGUCAAAGCUCUAACAGAGUAUCGCUUUGUGGAAAAGGAUGGCAAGGAUCAGGGCCUGAACGUAAGAGAGAAGGCCAAGGUUGUUCUUGUUCUUAUGGAGGAUGAUGAAAAACUAAAGGCAGAAAGAGAAUUUGCAGUGAAGACCAGAGAAAAGACAUCCAAAGAUUCUGCUGCAUCAUCCACAGACAAAGUCAAGGACCCCAACUACAAACCUGUCUAUGUUCCUGGAGCUUCAGGGCUUCCUAACUUAGACAACAUUCCAUCUGUGGCUGACUUGACUGCUUCUUUCGCUGCCCGCAAAGAGGAGCGGCUUCGACAAGAAGCAGAGAAGAAGGAGGCUGAGAGACGGGCCAAGAUGAGCGAAGAUGAGCUUAAAUGGGAGGAUGCUGCAAAAGCUGAUAAGUUAAAAAGUGAUGCAUGGGGCGGGGAGAAAGAAGAGGAGGUGAAAACAGAUCCUUGGGGAGCUUCAAAAGAACCUAGUACUGAUCCUUGGGGUGCUCCAGUAAAACCCGAAGAUCCAUUUGUUGCUGAAAAAACUGAUGAGGAUCCAUUCAAAGCCCCAAAAGACAAAGAGGAUCCAUUCACUGACCCUAAAGAUAAACCAGAUCCCUUCAGUUCUUCCAAUGGGGAUCCAUUUGUUGCUCCAAAGGAGGAUCCAUUUGUUGCUCCAAAGGACGAUCCAUUUAAUGCUUCAAAAGAGGAUCCAUUCAUUGCUCCAAAGGACGAUCCAUUUAAUGCUUCAAAAGAGGAUCCAUUUAUUGCCCCAAAGGAUGAUCCAUUUGUUGCUCCAAAGGACGAUCCAUUUAGUGCCCCAAAGGACGAUCCAUUUGUUGCUCCAAAGGACGAUCCAUUUAUUGCUCCAAAGGACGAUCCAUUUGUUGCUCCAAAGGACGAUCCAUUUAGUUCUGCAAAGAGUGAUCCAUUUGGUCCAAAGGACGACCCAUUUGUUGCUCCAAUUGACGAUCCUUUUCUUACUUCAAAGGACGAUCCUUUUAAUUCUCCGAAAGACGAUCCUUUUAAUUCUCCGAAAGACGAUCCAUUUAAAGCUCCUAAGGAUGAUCCAUUUAAUGCUCCAAAAAAUGAUCAAUUUAGUGCUUCAAAACAAAAUUUAAAAGAUGAUCCAUUUGAUGUUCCCAAGAAUGAUUCAUUUGAAGACUCAAAAGGUCAUCCAUUCACAACAACAAAAGGUGAUCCUUUCUGUGCCUCAGCCAAUGAUCCUUUCACUGCUUCACUAUCUUCACCUCCAAAAGAAGAACCAUUAGCAGAGCCAAUGAUGUCUAAAGCCGACUCAUUCACUGGCAACACAACACCACCUAAAGCAGCGUUUUCAUCACCGACUAAUUCUGUUCAAAACGAUCCUUUUGCAUCACCAACAACACCAAAUAAAGAGGACCUUUUUUCUACAACAGAUACAAAAGAUGCCCCCAUUACAGCUUCAUCAGCACCAUCAAAGGAGGAUCCAUUUACAGUGCCAUGUAGUCCACCAAUAGAAGCUGCUUCAGACCCCUUCAGUGCCCCUAUUUUGGGAUCCCCCCAAGAAACUGUAGAUACAUGGGGAGCUCAGACCAGUUCUCCACCUGCCACAGGCUCUGAUGCUUGGGGGGAACCAAGUGUUUCAAAGGAAUCAAAGGGUGGCGAUCCCUGGGGGGGCGGCCCUAGUGUCUCAUUAUCACUUGGUGAUUCAGACCCAUUUGCAGAUCCAUCCAAACCAGAUGAUGACCCAUGGGGAGCUCCAGCUUCAGCUCCAGUAGCAUCAGAUGAUGCAUGGGGAACACCUGCUCCCCCUUCAGACUCCUCCCCAUCCAGUGACCCAUUUGGAGACGGGACAUCUAAAAACAACGAUCCUUGGGGUGCACCGAGCAACACAGGUGGCAAUGGUACAGGUAAGAAAACCACAAAAGAAGAAGAGUUUCGAAGAAAGACUGCUUCAUUUUUGGGCUCUACGGGGGCAUCACUGGUGGACUUAGAUAAUCUGUUCACUCUGAACCCCCAACCCAAACAACAGCCUCUCCCCAACAUGCUCACUGCUCGAAUACAAGCCAUCGGUAAGGUCAGACAAAAGCCAGAGCUCUGGAUCACAAACACUCUUAGAGACUCAGCCUUUGCACGGAUUACUUGCAGAUCACUUGAUUAUAAAGAAGACGUAAUUCAUUUAACUGGGAACCAAAACAUUUUGUUUCUGUUUAGAGAAUGGAGCUGAGAUUGUGUGACUAACAGUUAUCAAUGUGUUUAUAUGGGAACGAUUCUGAUCAUUUUGUACCAACCCACCCCUUCUAUGUGGUCUUGCUGUUGCAUAUAGAUGUAGGCUAUGUAACAUAAUAUGUGUGUUAGAGUCCUUCUGUAAAGUCACCCUCUAUAGGAAGUAGCAUUCAGUAACUUACCAACAUGUUUUCAUCCCUCUCCCUGCUCUGCUUUGGUGCACUUUCUCUUGGCUGGAAUGUUUCGAACCCUCCCCGCUCCCCCCGCCUUCUCUUAUCACUUACACUCCUUUCCCAGGCACAUUCAAAGACAUGACAUCUGGUCCCUUGGUCGGAUCAGGGGCUUUGGCUCAAACUUUAGCCCCAAACUAUAAUCCGUUUGGUUGGAGUUCAGCACCGACUGAUGGUGCAGUUCAUCCUGCUGUCGGAGCCGCAGGUCGCUCUGAUGAAACUCUCUGGUUUAUGGAGCCCAUGCAUUCUCGGGGAAUGCCUUGUUCUUCUCUGGAUAUUCUGCAUGCAGCUCAGGACGCUCCAAAAUCCGGAACAGAGCCGCCUGCCAUGCAAAGGGGAGUGGGAAUGUUGGGUUCUGAAUAUACGGUGGGGAAUAUCAUGGGAACAGGAGAUGCUCCAGCUAGUUUGUUUGGAGCAAAUGCAGCAGAUGUAAAUCCAUUUUUAAGUGUUUCGCCACAGACAAGAAACGAAGACAUCAUAUGCAGUGAUUCAAAUAAAACAAUCACCAACAGCACCAAUCCAUUUCUGAUUUAACAGUUUACCGAUUCUUCCACUGAGUCAAACUUUAUUCCUAUUAAAGAUCAGGAACAGUCACUUAAACGGCCACUACAAUUUGAUUGACAGGUCAUGACAUCCAGCUUUUAUUUUCAUAACAAUUCAUAGAUGUUGUGUUUAAGGCCUGUUUCCAUCUGUGCCUGAAAAUGAUCUUAAUGGUUCAACAUGAACAAUGUUCAGGUUCUCCUUAUGAAUUGAGAAAUAAUCCUUCAUUUAAAUCAUAUUUAACGUUAUUUGAUUUCCUUUCAAUGUCAAAAAUGUAAAACCUGUGUAUUUCAGCUGAUUAUCAAAAAAAUAACGAGCAUAUUAUUUCUUUAAAUUGACAAGAAUGACAUUAAUAUUUAUAGGAUUUCUGAGUCUGAGAAAGAAAACUUUUCAGUUUGUUUGGGGAAACAUCUAUGUGAUUCCAUUGUCAAAAGAAAUAUAUUUGUUUUCUUUAAGUGUGCUCCGACCUGGUGUGUGUGUGGGUGCGUGUGUGGGUGGGUUAGUGGGUGGGGGGGAGUAUAUAGUUCUAUAUCAAUAUAUAUUGUGCUGAUGUAAAUAAUGAUAGUGGAUGUAAUUACUCCUAAACCUUGAAAUAUACUGUAAAUCAAAGUGUUACAAUCAAGAUGAAGUAUUUAUGGAUCUAAUUAUUAAUUUAAGCUUCAUCAGUUACAGUUGCAAGUGAGUGGCCUCCAACAAAAAACAAAUCAGGUGAACUGAUGACAGUUUGCUGGUUCAAAAUCCAGUUUUCUGACUGUGGCUUCAUCCUGUUUCCUAUGCUGUAUAGUGGAACAUGCCUGCUCUGUAUGUCCCAACAGUAGAGGAAUAAUGAUCGCUUCGGUUUCUUAAUUAAAAGCUGAAUUUGAUCCUAUUGCUUUCUGUUACAUGCAUGAACUCUGAGCACAACAUCCUAUCAUAGAUAAAUAUAUUUACGUGUGUGUAAGAGUGAGUUUUGCCUUUUCAUUAUUAGUGUGUGAGUGAAAAAGUAUGUAAUUAAAACAUGUUUAAAGUGAUCUCAGUUUAUGAAGUUGAGGCCAGCGACAUGGAGCUGCUUUAACCUCUGAUGUGGGAACAGUAGAAGGGGAGAGGACUGAGUGCUUAAAGCUUCAGCUGAACUGAGCCAUGCUGGUAGCAGAUUAUUAUUUAUUUCAACUGCACUAUUAUAGUCUGAAGAAAAUUUAGAUAGAACGAAAUCUGGUGGAUGUUCUCUUGAUCUUCUCUCAGUCAUCCUAAAUACGUGAAGGUUUGUAAACCCUUGACAUCAUGGUGAAGAUGUUUGAGCUGUUCUCACUGAGCCUCAAACAGCACAGAGAAAAAAAGUCCAACCUCUGUUCAAACUUGGGAUUUUUGGCUGCGUGGUCGUUAGUCUUUGGGAUUUUUACAUUUUAUUUUGUAUGAAAUCUAUUUAUUUUGCUGUGUAUUUACUUUUAAAACUGUGAUGUAAACUGUGACAGUGUACAGUAAAUUGGAGAAAUAAAUGGUUUAUGUUGCCUCUAA